AUGAGCGGUCUUAAACUCACUGAGCAUUACGCGAUAAAGGACGUGGCCGAUGCUUACGACCAAAGACUAAAUUUCUCUCAAGAAGUGUUUGACAAGAUUCACGAUUUCUGCGAGGCUAAUGGCUCCGAGUUUCUGCUGGCUGUGGAUGUGUGUUGUGGACCUGGCAACAGCACGGUGAUAGGCUUCGACGUGAGCGAAGAGCAGUUGGCGCAUGCACCCAAAAAUCUGCCGAAUGUGCAGUUCCAGGUGGCUAACGCAAAUGACAUGUCUUUCCUGGAAUCCAACUCUGUUGACCUGGUUACUGUUGCCAUGGCUCUUCAUUGGCUGGAUCUUGAGAGGUUCUACCGAGAAGUGGAUCGUGUCCUGAAGCCUGGCGGUGUUCUCAUAAUUUAUAACUACAGCUAUUAUGUCCGCCUCUCCCCGCCCCAGGCUCAGAAAGUUCAUGAACACUACAGUGGUCUGGUCUUGGAUCGAUACUACGAGAGCUACAUGGAUAAUGUUCGGGACGAUUACCGUCGGAUCGCGCUGCCCUACCCUGGCUGGAAGAGGAAUGAUGACCUGAAUUUGGAGAGAGAAUUUACCUUGGAUGGCUACCUUGGCUACUUAAACUCCAUCUCCCUUUACGACCGGUAUUCGAAAGAGCAGAAUAACACCGACUUUAUGGCGGAUAUUUACAAGGCAAUGGAGCAAGCACUUCGUGAGGCUGGCAUGACGUCUAAAGACUCGUUGAUCAAAGCCUCAUGGCCUCUUUUCAUGUUGAUGGGACAAAAGCCGCGCACAUAAUACAUUUACUAUAUUAGUGAUCUAUCUCAUCGAACCCCUUAAAAUGACAGAGUUCUACCUCCAUGAUGCGUAAUUUUGAGGAAAUGAGACUCAAAGAUUCACACAAGUGCUGGUACAUUUUACUUGGUAAAGCGUCAAAGUGAAAAAAACCCAGACUGCUUUGAACUUCUAACACAGCAUAUCUGCGUCAGUAUAUGUAGUGUGUGUGUGUGUGUGUGUGUGUGUGUGUGUGUGUGUGUGUGUUUGAUAGAGUCUCUAAUUUUUUUUCUUCACUGUUUCUUCAAUCUCGCUAAAACAAAAGAGUGGAUGGUUGACCGUUGCUCUUGUGUGGUUUACUCCUUCUUUCCUUUCAAAUAUAAUAAUAUAUCGUCCUUAUCUCUCCUCCUUCUUUAUUGUGUUUGUUACUCCCUUGAAACAUCUCCGAUCUUCAAUGCACGUAUAUGGCCUGUUUGUAAUGCACGUGCCGUAAAAAAAAGUAUACUAAAACGAAAACCAAAAUGUGUAGAUAAACUGAAAAAAGCCUGUCGAUUAAAGCGGUCUCCAUUGCAUGUUCUUUUUGAAAAUUCUUGUAAAAUAAAGAAAGAAAGCUGAAAUAUGCAUUAUUUAC
Messenger RNA from Aplysia californica (California sea hare), 1390 nucleotides. Its product is annotated as putative methyltransferase DDB_G0268948. Lineage: Eukaryota; Metazoa; Mollusca; Gastropoda; Aplysiida; Aplysiidae. The transcript is spliced from 6 exons. The record is from RefSeq and is a predicted model, not a curated record. The coding region runs from base 1 to 783 and encodes 260 amino acids. Gene Ontology annotation, molecular function: S-adenosylmethionine-dependent methyltransferase activity.